AUGCUUCCAUGACUAUCAUUUCUGAUGAACAUCGGGUAUUCUGUUAACCUAUCAUUUAUGCAUGUUUAUGUUGAUACUUUAUCUGUUAACCUAUUUGUGUGUUUGUGUAUAGGGAAUCUUGAAUGAUGUGCACAAAGUCCUACCUCGUGCAGAACAUCGCCACUGUGCCAGGCAUAUCUAUGCUAAUUGGAACAAGAACCACAAAGGGGAUGAAUUGAAGAUGGCUUUUUGGAAGGUGGUCAGGGCAUACAACCAGGCAGAUUAUGAAGAUGCAAUUGGUGAGAUGGAGAGCCUGAGCCCUACUGCCACUGCAGCUUUGAAAGCCUAUGACAAAACCAAGUCUGUAGAGCUUUUAUUCAAACCAAGACAAAGUGUGAGGUCAUUGUAAACAACAUGGCAGAGACCUUUAAUGGAUACAUAAUCAAUGCUAGAACAAAGCAUCUAAUUUUCAUGAUGGAAGAUUUUAGGAGUGCCCUAAUGCAAAGGAUAGUCUUGAAAAGGCAACAAAUGCAACUGAGCCAUCAAAGUAUAUGUCCUAGGAUCCAGGCCAAGUUAGAAAAAGAGAAGGAUGAAGCAGUCAACUGUGCAGCAGUGCCUUCUAGUACGAUGGUUUUCCAAGUUACUCAUAGAAUGGACAAUGUGAUGGUUUAUCUAGCCUCACACACAUGCACUUGUAGAAAAUGGGACUUGACUGGAAUCCCAUGCUGCCAUGUUGUGUCUUGUAUCUUCUUUCUGCACCAGGCCCCUGAAGAUUAUGUGCAUGAGUGUUACAAGAAGGACACGUACAUGAAAAUCUAUAGUGGUUGUAUCCCCUCAUGCCCUGGUGAAAGGCAUUGGCCUAGAAUAGAAGCUCCUUUGGACCCUCCUCCAAUAAAAAUAGGACCGGGAAGACCCAGAAAGAAUAGGAUUAAAGAUCCCCAUGAAGACCCAAAAAGACCUGGAAAGUUAAGCAAGCACGAUAUGGAAAUGACUUGUAGUAUUUGUAAGUCUAAACAACACAACAAAAGAAAGUGUCCUGAUAAAGACAAAGCCACACCUUCAAAUGUUGAAAAUCUGCCUAAGAAAUCAAGGGGGAGACCUAGGAAGGCUGUUCUCCGUACUAGUCAACCUGUAAGAGGAGGUGAAAUUGGGAAUGUCACUGCACAGCCAACUCAAACUGGACGAGGUGGAAGAAUCAUGAUGAGAGGCAGAGGGAGAGGAAAAGGAAGAGGGAGAGGAAGACAAGUACCUGAGGGAUUUGGUGUGUUCAUUGAUGAUCAAGGCAACUCAUUUGUUAAUGGGCAGCAUAUCCUCCUUCAAGCAAUGUCACUGCAUGAGUAGCCAAUUUGUUGUUCAGGAUGGUGUUUGAUGUACUAUGCUUCAGUAGGAUGAUGUUUGAUGUACUAUGCUUCAGAAGGAUGAUGUUUGAUGUACUAUGCUUCAGCUGGAUUCUAUAUUCCACUUAGAUUUAGAUUAUAGUUGGAUUCUAUAAUGAUUAUAAUGGUA
Cuscuta europaea is the source of this 1485-nucleotide messenger RNA. NCBI's taxonomy places the organism in Eukaryota, Viridiplantae, Streptophyta, Magnoliopsida, Solanales, Convolvulaceae. The record is from the annotation of a GenBank genome assembly.